AUGAAGAGUGAUAAUGAGAGCACUGUGUCAGAGUUUAUACUCCUGGGGAUCCCCAUUCGAGCAGAAGACCAAGCUAUGUACUCUGCCCUGUUCCUGGCCAUGUAUCUGACAACUGUGCUGGGGAACCUGCUCAUCAUCCUGCUCAUCAGGCUGGACCCUCACCUCCACACCCCCAUGUACUUCUUCCUUGGCCACUUGGCUUUUACAGACAUGUCUUUAUCAUCUGCCACAGCUCCAAAGAUGCUAACAAAUAUGCUGACACACAGUCAUUUUAUUUCAUAUGCUGGGUGUGUUUCCCAGGUAUACUUUUUCACAUUUUUGGGGAGCAUUGACAGCUUUCUUCUGACAUCCAUGGCCUAUGACAGGUAUGUGGCCAUCUGCCACCCUCUGCACUAUACCAUUAUCAUGAGUCAGAGCCUCUGUGUUCUUCUAGUAUUUAUGUCCUGGACUUUAUCUUUGGCCAAUGCUCUUGUUCACACACUUCUCUUGGCUUGCCUAUCUCACUUUAGAAACAAUACCAUCCCACACUACUUUUGUGACCUCUCUGCCUUGCUGAAGCUGUCUAGCUCAGACACCACAGUCAAUGAGAUGGCCAUCCUCCUUUUAGGUAUAGUGGUCAUUACCCUGCCAUUCAUAUGCAUUCUGGUCUCUUAUGUUCAUAUUGGAGUCACUAUCCUGAAGGCCCCCUCCAUCAGGGGAAUCUGCAAAGCCUUGUCUACAUGUGGUUCCCAUCUCUGUGUAGUUUCUUUGUACUAUGGAGCCAUUAUUGGGCUAUACCUAGUUCCCUCAUAUAAUAACAACAAUAACAAGGAUGUCAUUGUGUCUGUGAUGUAUGGUCUGGUCACACCCAUGCUCAAUCCCUUUAUCUAUAGUCUGAGGAAUCGAGACAUGAAAGGAGCGCUGAGAAAUAUCCUCAACAGAACAAAAUAA
Molecule: messenger RNA, 930 nt
Organism: Rattus norvegicus (Norway rat)
Lineage: Eukaryota; Metazoa; Chordata; Mammalia; Rodentia; Muridae
Gene: Or1j22
Product: olfactory receptor family 1 subfamily J member 22
Exons: 1
Coding region: 1-930 (309 amino acids)
Biological process (GO): detection of chemical stimulus involved in sensory perception of smell; signal transduction; G protein-coupled receptor signaling pathway
Cellular component (GO): plasma membrane; membrane
Molecular function (GO): olfactory receptor activity; G protein-coupled receptor activity
Source: RefSeq, marked reviewed